AUGUCUGACAACGAGGGCGAAUCNCCCACGAAGGGUGAGAAGAAGGCCAUCAUCUUCACUGACAAGGAAGAAAUGGUCCUGAAGGCUGCCUGGCGCUGCCUGAAAUCCGGUCCUCUCGAAGUAAGAGCCCACCCAUCAUAUCUUGCGCACACUGAUCUGACAAGUCCANNGAUCGAUAUGGAGAAGUUGCAGAAGGCUGCAAACUUCAACACCCUCAAGACUGCUUCCAACACUUGGGGUGUCAUCAAGAAGAAGCUCUUUAGUGAUGUUGACGGUGGCUCACUCCCUACCGCUCCCAACACUCCUGUCAAGCCCAAGGCCGCACCCAAAGGCAAGAAGGCCGCUACCACCGCUACUCCUUCAAAGAAGCGCGCCAAGAAGGACUCGGAUGACGACUCUGAUGAUGAGGGCAGAACCCUCAUCAGCAAGAGAAACAAGUCUUCAGCUGCCAAGAAGACUGUCAAGACCGAGGACUCUGAUGAUGAUUGA
Messenger RNA from Aureobasidium vineae, 489 nucleotides. Lineage: Eukaryota; Fungi; Ascomycota; Dothideomycetes; Dothideales; Saccotheciaceae. The record is from the annotation of a GenBank genome assembly.